CCCUGUAAAUCUCCCAUUUCCAUUUUCCCUAAUGCUUCGAUUAAUCCUCAAAUAUCCCCUUAAACCUCAAUUACCCUACUCCUUCCUGCUCCUUAAAUCCUCUUUCUCCGCCGCCGCGCUCGCCGUCGACCACCCUGAACCACCACCAACCACCACAACGAGAACUGCAUUUUCAAAAAUCCUCAAUUUUUUCCAAACUUAUUGCACUAAAGGCUCUGCGAAGCUUUUAAAAGGCGACCCAUGUAUUAAAAAUUUAAUCUUUGACCUGAAUGAAUUAGAAAUAGAAGACAUUGUUGAGAAACUGAGUGUUGAGAAUUCUGAAUCUGCCCUUGAGUUCUUUUUCUUGUUGAGAAAUGAUUAUGGGUUUAAGCAUUCGAGAGUUUCACACAUUGUUGUUGCUCAUGUUUUGGCUAAAAAACAGCGGUUUAGAGCUUUGAAGUUUCAUUUGCAAAAUUUGGUUCAAGAAGAAGGCUUGGGUUCAGCUUCUUUGCUAAGUGAGCUGCUUUCGAGUCGCUUUCAGAAAUGGGAUUCAAAUCAUGUUGUCUGGGAUAUGCUGGCUUCUGCUUAUUCCCGAUGUCAGAUGGUUCUCGAUGCUCUCUUUGUUUUUGCAAAGAUGAAAGAUUUCAAUAUCCGGGCUUCGAUAAUUUUAUAUAAUAAUUUGUUGUAUAAGUUGAGGGACACUGAUAUCGUCCGGGAUGUCUACGAUGACAUCAAAGCCAGUGGGAUAAACCCGAGUGAGUAUACUAAUUCCAUUCUUAUAGAUGGCCUAUGCAAACAGUUCUCGAUGCAAGAAGCUGUUGAGUUUCUUCGAGGGACUGAAUGUAGAGAGUUUGGGCCUUGUGUUGUGUCUUUCAAUACUCUUAUGUCAAGUUCCUGUAAAAUGGGUUACAUAGAUGUUGCAAAGUCAUUCUUUUGUAUGAUGUUUAAGUAUGGAUUGCAUCUCAAUGUAUAUAGUUACAAUAUUCUUAUUCAUGGUUUAAGCAUGGCGGGUGCAAUGGAAGAAGCCUUGGAGUUCAAAGGUGAUAUGGAGAAACACGGUUUAGAGCCUAAUGUGGUGACUUAUAACGUCCUUGCCAAAGGAUUUUGUUUGCUUGGUAUGACAAGUGGUGUCUGGACAUUAAUUAAUGAAAUGCUUCAUAAAGGCUUAAAUCCUGAUAUUGUCACUUUUAAAUUGUUGAUCUGUGGAUAUUGCAAGGCAGUUAAUGUUGAUGAGGGUAUUAUGUUGAGAGAGGAGAACAGCGGUCAUAAACCAGAUACUGUCAUGUACUCGAUUCUCAUACAAGGCCUUUGUAAGAAAGGAUUGGUAGAGUUGGCUUUUCAACUGUACAAAGAUAUGUGCUAUAAGAGAAUUCUUCCAAAUAUUGUUGCUCAUAGAUCUAUUCUCAAAAGCUUCUGUGAGAAAGGGUACAUGUGUGAGGCGAGAGCUUUUUUUGAUGCUUUAAUAAACUGUGACUUAAUGGAUGAUGUUCUUUUGGGUAAUAUUAUGAUUGACGGAUAUGCAAAAUGUGGUGACAUUGGUGAAGCUCUUCAGGUAUACGAACUAAUAAAAGAGAAAGGAAUAAUGCCAAGCAUAGUCACAUUCAACUCCUUAUUAUAUGGGUUCUGCAAAGCCAGAAAGCUAGAUGAUGCAAGGAAGUUGUUUGACACUAUUGUUGCACAAGGGUUGAUACCAACAGAGGUCACGUACACAACUCUUAUGGAUGCCUAUAGUGAGGAAGGAAAUAUUCAAACCAUCUUAGAGUUGCAAGCGGAAAUGAAAGCAAGGGGCAUGGAACCAACUCAUGUUACUCGCACAGUGAUAAUGAAAUGCCACGGCAAAACAAGUCAGAUGCAUGAGUCUGUUCGGAUACUAAAGAAUAUGUUAACGACAGGUCCUUGGCCUGAUGAAGUUUCGUACAACACCAUUAUCCAAAGUUUCUGCAAAGCUCGAGAUAUGAAAGGUGCUAUCCGAUUACAUGAUGAGAUGAUAGACAACAAUCUUCUGCCAAGUCGUGUCACAUACAACAUUCUCCUUAAUGGUUUAUGUGUACACGGAGACCUAAAGUAUGCUGAGAAACUAUUUUCUUCUCUCGAAGAUCGUGAUGUUGGCCUGAUGAAAUGUGAUUACACCAUUCUUAUAAAAGCACAUUGUGCAAAAGGUGAUGUGAAUAAGGCGGUGGGUCUGUUCAAAAAGAUGAUCGAGAAGGGCUUUGAAAUCUCCAUUAGAGAUUAUAGUGCUGUAAUUAAUAGGUUGUGCAAAAGAAACUUACUAUAUGGUCCUUAUAAAAAACGAAACUUACUGGAUGAUGUGAAGGAUUUUCUGCAUAUGAUGUUGUCGCAUGGUAUAUCUGUUGAUUUACAAAUGUAUUCUGUUAUGCUUAACAGUUUCCGUCGUAGUGGUGAUCACAAUUCUGUGUUCCAGCUGUUCUCUUUGAAAAUUAAGUGUGGGUUUGAUACUGCUUCUAAUUGUGGUUAAGUGUACGCGACACCAAUUCAGGAUGAUUACCAUGCUCUGCUGCAACAUAUGAGCUUCUUGUUUCAUGAGGUGUUACCAGAAAAGUUCAGCAAGCUAUUCCUUGAUUUUAUAAGGAAUGUGGGCUUAUUCAAAUAUUCGAUCCCAUACCUGGCUUAAAGAGAAAUUUGGUAGAAAAGGUUUGUAAGUUGCACUAACUAUUCCGUUAUGUGAACUUAUAGAUCAGGUCAUAUGAGAAGCUAAUGACUAGUAAUGCACUGAGAACAGUAUGGAUUCUGUAUUCUCUGCUGACUUCAUGUUAGCAAGUGAAGAUAUAUGCUAGACAAAGGGGUCGGGUCAUGUUUAUGCAUAUAGCAUCACUUACAAAACAGAAAGCUGGUAUGAAUGGUAGGGAGACUAUGUCCUCUGAUCAGCAUCAUCUUUGUAUGGAGAAAAGACAAAGAGAUUUAGCAUCUGUAAGAAAAGUUAAAACAGAUAUAAUAGAUUAUGGGGCCAGCUGUCCUUGGGAAUCUAGUCUUCAGCAGCCAAUAGGGGCAUACCAGUUGUAUGACUGCAGCAGCUGUUAUGGAUCUAGUUCAUUGGAGCUGCUCAGACUAGCAGCUCAUUUCGGUCUGCCCAAGUUGUCAAGGAGCCAACUAAUGGCAUCAUCUGAGUUGAAGAAAAAGAACAAGGAUCUAGCAAAGGCUCCUCCAGAUCGCUGCUUAACACAAUCUUUAUGAAAUAAAUUAUCGUGGAUCAUUGUUUUAUCAUUUUAUUUUAAUCAUAUAGGCGAAUGUCCAGACAUAUAAAUCAUGUUAUCUCCUUAAAAAGAUGGCUUCUCCCAAGAGCUAUCAAUGAUAAAGCCAGCGGAGAAGGAGAUGUUAGGCAUUCUUCAUUAAUAGGCAAUGCUGGCUGGAUUUGACUGUCAUAACUCAUAAGCAAUUCCGGCAGAUCCGUGAUUACCUAUAGUCAUUGCACUAUAAAUUGCAUGAGCACUUGCAUAUAUCUAUUGCAUCACACAAAAUCAGACUGACAAGCCAAAAGAUGUCGGGAAACUACUCCAAAAGUGAUUAUCCUCUUUCUUAUUGCAACAGGAAGUAGAGAAAAGAGAAUAGAGACAGAGAGUGAGACAUUUGAGGAAUUGCCUGUUGAGGAAUUGCCUCUUGAUUACAAGAAUUGGUCAUCCGCACUAAUCUCUUUUAAAGAAAAUGAAGACAUCACUGUAUAUGCCUUUGCUUGUGACAAUUGCUGUCUGUACUAUGUUUUGUCCUACGAGCAGAUGGCCAGCCUUUUUUUCCCCUGAAAAGUGGGAUUACUUCCUGUGACUUUAAAGUACUUUGUUGGUAAUGAGCAGCAUGAUCAGGAUGAACUAAUUUACCCUUUGGAAGACAAAGUUUAUGAUAUUCAUACUAGGGAAUGGAUGAAAGGCUUCAGAAAGUUGCAAGCUCCCAGGCCCGCGCCAUUUGUGUUUUUUUUAUGGGCGGCUUUAUGUGCUUUCCAGUGAUAUAUCAUAUCAAGAAUCACUAGAGUUCAACAGAGUCAUUCAAUACAGUAGCAUUGGCAACAAGUCUAGCAUAUAGAGGUGGAUCGGGGCACACUUGCCUGCAAUUCGUUGUUAGAAUUCUUCCUCAGUUAUCAGUGGCCCUGGUGCAUGUGUAACGCUUCUAAAUGUAAAGUCAACGAUAAUUGAAUUGUCCAAUUGGCAGCAACAGUAAUCUAGCUUCUGAUUCUGAUUGGUAAGCCAUUUCUUACUUGCAUGUACUCUAGAACUAUGAUUCAUGAUAAUGAGCUGAAUUCUUUAGGAGUCCAUCCUUUUUAUGCUCUAAAAGAAUGUUACUCCUAAUUGAAAUGUUAACUUAUAGUUGGAUUUGCAAGACCAUAGUCUUGUUGGUUUGUCACCUUCA
Messenger RNA from Nicotiana attenuata, 4335 nucleotides. RefSeq names its product putative pentatricopeptide repeat-containing protein At1g13630. The transcript is spliced from 7 exons. Gene Ontology annotation, molecular function: protein binding. Bases 32 to 2455 code for a protein of 807 amino acids. NCBI's taxonomy places the organism in Eukaryota, Viridiplantae, Streptophyta, Magnoliopsida, Solanales, Solanaceae. The record is from RefSeq and is a predicted model, not a curated record.